UCGUCAAAAUGGGAAGAAGAAAGAAGACUCCCUCCAUUUCCACCAUACCAGAAGUGAAGAGCUGCCUGGAUUCCAAUUCCAAUUCCAAUUCCAAUUCCGGUGAAGCAAAAUCGAAGAGCUCCAUAGAGCAAUUGGAAUCUCAGAUCCAUGAGCUUCAGAUCUCUACACUCUCCAUCUCCACCAAGCAAACCGAGCUCCAGACCUCACAGUCUCAUCUCCACAAGCUCAUCGCCCUCGAAAACCUCCCUGUCUUCCACGGCCGCGCCGGCAACGAGAACGCCGUCGACUGGCUCACCGCCACCGAGCGCCACUUCGCCUACCUCGACAUCCCCGCCGCCGACCGAGUCAAGAUCGCCUCGACUCGCUUGCGCUGCGACGCGAGCCCCUGGAUGUGCUGGUACGAGUCUCGGUACCCGGCGAGUGCGCCGUGGUCGAUUUUCCGGCACGAGUUUCUGAGGUUUUUCUGGCCGGAGACGCUCAUCGCCGCCGUGUGUAAUUUGGAGCAGAAGAGGUCGGUGAAGGAGUAUGAGGUGGAGUUUCUGAGGCUGGCUGCCGGAGGUGGGGAUCCGUCGCCGGAGUGGAGCGAUGAGGAGUUGACGAGGCAUUUUGUUGGUGGAUUGAAGGAGGAGAUACGGCGGAAGGUGGAGUCGUUUCGGCCCAAAACCCUAGCUGACGCCAUGGAUUUUGCUCGCAAUGUGGAGGCUGAAAGUGCAUAACGGUAUUACUCUCAGGCUCUUAGCUCGUAAAGACUAAUAGAUUUGGGUAGUUAGCUCAGCUCUGAUUUGGCUAAUUGCAGUCUAUAUAUGAACUAGUAUAUUCUUAUAGUAGUACUUGGUAGCUCUAGCUAAGUAGCUAGCAACCUUUUGGGUAUAAUUGAAGUUGGAUUGUGGAGCCAUAUUGAGGGAGAGGCAUAGACUCGUAAUUCCAUAGUGAUGAAACAGCUAGGAAUAUGAUAUUUCAUUGUCAAGGACAGCUAUGAAUAUAGUAUGAGGAAAUGUUGCGACGAUUUACAAUAUCAAUAUUAGUCAAAUUGCACGUUUCUUUUCUUUCAUUUAUUUCCUUUA
Rosa chinensis is the source of this 1064-nucleotide messenger RNA. RefSeq lists its product as uncharacterized. NCBI's taxonomy places the organism in Eukaryota, Viridiplantae, Streptophyta, Magnoliopsida, Rosales, Rosaceae. The transcript is spliced from 2 exons. Bases 9 to 716 code for a protein of 235 amino acids. The record is from RefSeq and is a predicted model, not a curated record.